Chelonia mydas (Green sea turtle) is the source of this 4283-nucleotide messenger RNA. It is a transcript of the gene NR2F1, whose product is annotated as nuclear receptor subfamily 2 group F member 1. Gene Ontology annotation, biological process: cell differentiation; anatomical structure development; positive regulation of transcription by RNA polymerase II. The record is from RefSeq and is a predicted model, not a curated record. Gene Ontology annotation, molecular function: nuclear receptor activity; zinc ion binding; RNA polymerase II cis-regulatory region sequence-specific DNA binding. NCBI's taxonomy places the organism in Eukaryota, Metazoa, Chordata, Testudines, Cheloniidae. The transcript has 4 exons. Bases 264 to 1520 code for a protein of 418 amino acids.
CAUCGGCAGCCUUUUUCUCUCUCUCUCUCCCCACCAUCCUCGCCCAGGCCUGCGCCCCCAAAAGAGCCCAGAGCGCCGGCGGCGGCAACUGGGGACAAGCAGCGGCACCAGCGCCCGCCGCCGCCGCCGAAGCAGAGGCAGGCAAGAUUCCUUCUCUCUCCUCUCUCCCCCAAAUCCGAGCCACCCACUCCCCCCGCCCCCCUCCUCUCCCCGGCAGCCCUCCGCCAGAAGCGCAGCUCCCCAGCACUUUUUGGGCCCGAGAUAUGGCAAUGGUAGUUAGCAGCUGGCGAGAUCCGCAGGAAGACGUGGCCGGGGGCAACCCGAGCGGCCCCAACCCAGCCGCUCAGCCGGCCCGGGAUCAGCAGCAGCAGCAGCAAGCGGCCUCGGCGGCCCCGCACACCCCGCAGACCCCUAGCCAGCCGGGACCCCCUUCCACCCCGGGCACGGCCGGGGACAAGGGCCAGAGCCAGCAGGGCUCGGGCCAGAGCCAGCAGCACAUCGAGUGCGUGGUUUGCGGGGACAAAUCCAGCGGCAAACACUACGGCCAAUUCACCUGCGAGGGCUGCAAAAGUUUCUUCAAGAGGAGCGUCCGCAGGAACUUAACUUACACAUGUCGUGCCAACAGGAACUGUCCCAUCGACCAGCACCACCGCAACCAGUGCCAGUACUGCCGCCUCAAGAAGUGCCUCAAAGUGGGCAUGAGGCGGGAAGCGGUUCAGCGAGGAAGAAUGCCUCCAACCCAGCCGAACCCAGGCCAGUACGCGCUGACCAACGGGGACCCCCUGAACGGCCACUGCUAUCUGUCGGGAUACAUCUCGCUGCUGCUGCGGGCCGAGCCCUACCCCACCUCGCGCUACGGCAGCCAGUGCAUGCAGCCCAACAACAUCAUGGGCAUCGAGAACAUCUGCGAGCUGGCCGCCCGCCUGCUCUUCAGCGCCGUCGAGUGGGCCCGCAACAUCCCCUUCUUCCCCGACCUGCAGAUCACCGACCAGGUGGCCCUGCUGCGGCUCACUUGGAGCGAGCUGUUCGUGCUCAACGCGGCGCAGUGCUCCAUGCCCCUGCAUGUGGCCCCUCUGCUGGCCGCCGCCGGCCUGCACGCCUCGCCCAUGUCCGCCGACCGGGUGGUGGCCUUCAUGGACCACAUCCGCAUCUUCCAGGAGCAGGUGGAGAAGCUCAAGGCCCUGCACGUCGACUCGGCGGAGUACAGCUGCCUCAAAGCCAUCGUCCUCUUCACAUCAGAUGCCUGUGGCCUGUCAGAUGCUGCCCAUAUCGAGAGCCUGCAAGAGAAAUCUCAAUGCGCCCUGGAGGAAUACGUGAGGAGCCAGUACCCCAACCAGCCGAGUCGCUUCGGCAAACUGCUCCUGAGGCUGCCUUCCCUGCGCACCGUCUCGUCCUCAGUCAUCGAGCAGCUCUUCUUCGUCCGCUUGGUAGGUAAAACCCCCAUUGAAACCCUCAUCAGAGAUAUGUUACUGUCUGGGAGCAGCUUCAACUGGCCUUACAUGUCUAUCCAGUGUUCCUAGAGCACAGCCAACACCCCCAUAGAGACACUGAGGACCAACACAAACAGAAAUAUACGAACCGAGUAAAGUUGGGGUGCAGAGAGGGGGGGAAAGCAGACAAUAAACAAAAAAAUAAAGACUCGUGUAGGAUCAGAUCUGUGACCAUGUUUGAAAGGAAAAGAAAGGACCUUGUGUCUGUGGAAAAUAUUGGAAAAAGGACCGAGGGAAUUUUAAUAAAACCAGAAGGAGAAUAAUGGAUCUUCCAGGAUUUAUUGUGGACUGAUGUGGAUAUAUUCUGUACAGAAACAAAGAAACAAACAAAAAAAUAUUGACGCUGAACUGAAUCUUGUGUAGAAAACACACACACGCAAACACUUACCACGAACAUUGUUAUUCAUUUUGUAAAAUAUUAGUCUUUAUUUUCAUUUUUUGGUAAAAUUUAAAACAUCGUAUGCGCAUAAAGAAAAAAGAAACAAGAAUUAGGGGAAAAUAACAUUUUCCAAAUAAUUAUAAAAAAACAAUUGUCCUGUGUCUAUGUAUCUAUAUCUGUUUUGUAUUUUUUUCUGGUUCCAAACCAGGUUUCCUGUGAUUCUAUACUAAUAAUUUUUGAUAUAACCCUUUGCUUCUUAUAAUGAGUGUGAUAUAUGUUGUCGAAGCUGUUCUUCAAGAAUUAAAAUUGAAGUGAGAAUUUAAACAAAAAUAAAAGAAUUUAGCAAAAAAAUUCAUUAGUCUUGUUGCUUGACCAUGCCAACAGAGUUUACAAACGUAUACUCCCUAGCUUUUAACUUCCAGUGGGAUUAAAUGGGAGAACUUUUUUAAAAACUUCUAGGGAGCUACAAAGUUGUAUAAAACACACAAUGUUCCAGAACUGAUUUGAGUGUGCAAGCUUAGGAUUUAAGAGACAAAUGGGAACACAAACAGUUCAAUGUCAUAGAUGAAUCAAUUUAUCUGCAAUUGUAUCACAAAGCUAAGUGCAUAUACCCUGGUCAACGCUUUUUGAAACACCUUUCUUGUCAGUUGAAGCUUCUGCUAAGUUUACACAGUGCUGUUUCCUUUUGGAAUUCCUGGGCAAGGUUUGGAGUCACUGUAUUCUACCAUCAUUGUGCAGUGAUUUGCAAUAUAAGGUAUACUGUAGUCAUUUUGCCCGUUAUUCGUUUGUUAAAAGCUUAGUGGGGUUUUUCCCAAGAAUUCAAAGACCCAACACUGUGUGUUCUGAUUGUGAGCUGCAUUUGCUAUAUUGUGCUGAAAUGAUCGGUAUUAUUGUUUUUUCUCUCCUCCAGUCACUAAAUGUAAAGGGUAUUCCCACCCCAUUAAUACAGAAAGCUAACUAGAGGUUUGCUUGUUGGGUGGUGUAUAUGUGUGUGUGUAUGCGUGUAUCAUUCACACACACACACACACACACCCUACAUGGAUUAUUGUGCUGUAGAUCUAUAAAAUGAAAAUUUGAGAGGUUUACAAAAGCCCCGUUUUUUUAAUUUUUUUUUUUUUAAAAAUCCUUUCCAUAAUGGAGCCCCUUCGAAGGUGUAGGCUUCACAAUGCUUCUAGCUGGUGGUGCUGAUCUCUGUAGCAGCUUUCAGUGCAUUAAUGUUUUAUAGGAUCUGAGACGGAGCUGUAAGAACACAUACUGCCAAGGGAGCUCUUUCUUAACGUAUUAAUAAAGCUGGAUCUUUUAACAAUAACAUCCCCACACACACCUCCCGCGCCCUCCAAACAAACCCGGAUGAGGCAGGAUUUUCAAUUUGAGGAGUGAUCGGCAAUAGUUUUCUUUUAAUUUACUGUCCAGAUCUUUAUUAUUAAUUAUUAUUAUUAUUAUUUAUUAUUAACAAGAUCCUUCAAUCCAACUCGCUUGGGGUUUUUUAAUAUUCUAGGCGCAGCAGAUCCGAAGCGAGAGCAGUUCUGUACAGUAAGCACUUACAUCUGGAUAAUCCACAUUACGGGCAGACAUUCUAUGGGGGUAAAGUCAAUUUCAAUAUGGAGACUCAGGCUGUCUCCCUAGUAGCCGCUAUGUGUAUGAUUAUUGUAACCCUGGGCACACAAGGGUGGAAAUUAGACGCAAAUACUCUCUCUUCCCAACUCACAUGAGCGCUAAUAGGCGACAGCUCUGUUCCUCACCCUGGUUGACUUCCCCAGAGAGAGGGUACACCAGCCUCUCUGAAAAAGAGAAAAGGGAAAGGCAGACACUGAACACAGACACUCAGCACUUGGAAAUACUGAAAGUAAUCCUUCAGCAUUGUUUUUGGUGGGAUGGGUGCCGGGGGAUACAGUGGCUCGAAGCAAAGAGAGAUCUAGCUUUCCUCCAAUGAGAUGUAAAUAUAUUCAUUACAGUGUUAUCCCACUAAUGAAAAUAGAUAAACUUUUUCGUAGGUAAGAAACGUAUUUUUCAAUUAAUUUUCAUGUUUAUGAAUAAUGCUAGCCCACCGAUUGCCACGAAACUUGCAGGUUAGAUGAGGUGUAAGAGAUGCAGUUAUUGCUAUGUAUGUGAUUAGAAAGAAGUGUUUAUUCCCUUAUUAAACUUUUGCUGAUAUACGGUAUUGUGUUCUGAAGUGUUAACUAUAAAAUAUUUAUUGUGGUCCUGAACAUUUUCCUUAGCCACUUUCAAAGUUCCUGGGCAUUCAUAUAUUUGCUGAAAAUAUUGUACCAUUUGUCACAGUCACACAGUAUAUACUACAAUGUUGAUGUGGAGAAGGGCCAGGGUCCCUUCAUAAGUUUCUGAUGACUUGUUCUUCCGUACCAUGUACCGUUUUAAAGCCAGCUCGAGUUAAAUUUCUCCUCGGUGUUAUCUUG